Molecule: messenger RNA, 765 nt
Organism: Linum trigynum
Lineage: Eukaryota; Viridiplantae; Streptophyta; Magnoliopsida; Malpighiales; Linaceae
Source: the annotation of a GenBank genome assembly
AUGAUGAAGACAUCAAGAAUGAUUUGGCUCUCCAUCCUGUCUGUCAUCGGCCUCGACGGCUUUAUCUUCUUGAUUAACAUCCUGUUCGAAUACGUUCACAAAUUGGAUGAUUUCCCAAGCAACCUCAUCUCCGGAACUAUAACCGCAGGCUUUCUGGUCUCCCUAACUUGCCUCUACUUUAUGACAGCCGCACGCCUCGUGAUUAAGGAGAAGAAGCAGAAGGAACUCAUCCGUCUACUCAAAUUUGAUUCGGUUCUCAAAAACAGAGUCCUUGAGCUGAAGAAGCACAAAGGAGGCCCCUCCUUCCCUGCGGCGGCGGCGGCUUCCGUCGAUCGAAUGGAGACAUCGGAGAAGAUUUGGAUCGCCAUUCAACUGUUUAUGAUGCUCUGUUAUGUCGUCGACAAGGGCUUGAGUGUGUGGUUGAACAUCUCGUUCGGGUUGGCAGAGGAGUUUCCGUCAUACCUCAUCUACCGAUGUACGACGGCAUUGUUUCUGUUCUACGCAGCUCGUCCGUAUAGAAUGAUAUCCCAACUCGUGGAGAAGAAGCAGGAUCAACUUAAUCGUCUACUGCCUGAUCCAAUUGUCAGAAACAGAGUCCUUGAGUUAGAGGAGGAGAAGAAGAAGAAGAAGAAGACCUCCUCCUUCGCAGCUUCUUUCGACCCUGAGAUUGCUGCCAACUUUUUGUUCGCAAUUUCAUUAUCAUCAUUUAUGUUUUGUUGCGACUAUUUUGCUGAUGACAUUCGGUCCGCUUUAGGGAUUGUUUAG